UGGCUGAGGAUGUGCCUGUGGGGACACAGCAGGGCAGAGCCAGCUCUGGUGGGGACGUGGCUCAGACUCUGCUGCCUGGUGCCAUGCCAUCUCUAGAGGAAGGACCGUGGGCACAGCCAUCUGUCCUGAAGUUACUGCUUUCAAAGAUCUACCCAAAGAUCAUAUACUAGAGACAAUGGAGAGGCCUUCCUUGGAAUUUAACCUGCCUGAUACUCAUGAAGAAGGAAAACUUUAUGUAGUUGAUUCCCUAAACAACCUAAACAAGUUAAAUGUUUGUCCAGCUGAGUCCCAGCAUUCACUAGACCAGGAAAACAACACUGGUGGUGCUGGAGAAAGUAUGGCAGGGAGCAACGCAGGAAACCAGCGUUUGUUCUUCGUCACCUUUGUUCUUACUCUGACCGUCAGUUUGGCACUUGUUUCAUUUGUAAUAUUCUUAAUAUUUCAAACUAGAAAUGAGGUGGACCAAAUAUCAAGCAGACUACUAUCUGAAAAGAAGAACAUAGAAGAGCUGAAGAAACUUAACAAUAUUAUAUUAAAGCAUCUGAAUCAAUCCAGAAUUAAGGAAAAGCCUUCUGAUCUUCAUGCUUACUUUUUCACCCAUGCUGAGCUCAAAGUCCCUGGAGAAUAAAUUUUCUUUGGAAAGAAAUUCAGCAUAUUCAUAACUCAGACGUGUUCACAUAUGGCACACAGGCUGCUGAACCAUGGUUGCUGAAACAUUGCUGGAAAAGCCAGCUGAAUGAAAAACAUUAGCAAUUAGUAUUUUACCCUGUUUUACAUGGACAUAGAUUUGUAAUAGCAAGCCCAUAGGAUUCACAAUAAACAAUGGAUUUUCAGUGUGGGCAAAACUUCCAGAUUCCCUGUGCAUUGUAAAUCACAGGGGUAAGGCCCUAGUUUCACUUUAAAUGCAAGUUAGUGAUCACAGAAAAUCACGAGUUCUAUUCACAUGAUUCCAGCAUGACCUUGUUCACUUAUUCAUUCUUAUGUUACCUUUGUACAAGCUUUCGGUUUGUUUCUAUUUCUAUUUGUAUUUAAGGAUAACUUUGGGUUUCAUAACUUAUAAAUAAAUCCAUUUCUGGUCUAGAGUUUUGUGGUUUUCCCUUCUGUGCACAUAAAUAUACUGAUAUACUACUCUUUUUGUGAAAAAUCACCAAAACUUGAAUAACAGCAAACCCUUUCAUAAGAUGCCAUAAUCAUCCAAAUUUGUAUUGACAGAGUGAGUGUUCUAUUGCUUUACAUGGAAAAUGUGUUUAGAGGACUCAGUCUGUUAAUGCCACAGCAUCAUCACAAGCACUCUCUCUCAUAGCAAUGCCAAAACACUGUACUCACAACCUGCAGGUGAAGACUGUGUUUUUA
Messenger RNA from Zonotrichia albicollis (white-throated sparrow), 1353 nucleotides. RefSeq names its product leucine rich single-pass membrane protein 1 (gene LSMEM1). The record is from RefSeq and is a predicted model, not a curated record. NCBI's taxonomy places the organism in Eukaryota, Metazoa, Chordata, Aves, Passeriformes, Passerellidae.